Messenger RNA from Aplysia californica (California sea hare), 1035 nucleotides. RefSeq names its product box A-binding factor-like. The record is from RefSeq and is a predicted model, not a curated record. NCBI's taxonomy places the organism in Eukaryota, Metazoa, Mollusca, Gastropoda, Aplysiida, Aplysiidae. The annotation marks the transcript as partial. The transcript has 2 exons.
UUAUUUUAGAUUUGUCUCGCCAAGAACGGACAGGUAAUUCUGAGAGAGGACUCAUUGACAAGCGAAUACACUCGAACGAGCGAUUUUUGAAAACGACUGCUGUGCUAAGACACAGAGGGAAGAAUAGGCCAUCACACCAGGACACAUGCAAACCGACAACAGAUAGAGGAAGGAGGAGAAGAAAAAGAGGAGAGUCUUGAAGGCGAUUGGGAGUGUUGGAAUACGCGGAAAUUCUGAAACAAGUGGGAAAACGAUUAAGCCGCGCUGUGCUGUCGUCUCCCAGACGGAUCGACGUGUGUCGCACACAGAGAACAAUCGCAGAAGGAGAGCAAAAAUAUGUUUGACUGCAACUUAAAGUCUUGUGAUAUUAAUUCAUUACAGUAACGUCUGAAUACAAUUUUGUACUGUGAAGAAGGAAAUAGAAAGAAGUUGUAGAUCUACCUACGUGACUGGGAUUUCUGGAGUAACUUCUGAAUCAAUUUUGUACUGUGAAGAAGGGGGAAAAAAGGGAGGUGUGUUGUGGCUACAGUUUCGUCGACCCAGGACACGACACAGCAACAACACACACACGACACGAUGAACUCGGAGGCGGACUACACACUGUGUAACCUGGACUCGCACCACGCCUACAGCGGCGCCUACAGCGCGGCGGCUACAGCCGACCUGUACGGCUUCCACCACAGCCUGGCUGGCCGGAGUAGCCUGGACGCUGGUCAAUCCGCCUGUGCCGGCGGCUACUACGGAAGUGACGCCUCCCUGUCCCCACAGCUGGCUACGGCCGGGGAACUCCCGCUGUCCUCUGGGGGUGGGCAACCUCUGGGAGGGUAUGGGAGUGCGGCGGGUGUUCUUACUGGGCGCGGGAACCCGUCCCGGGCGGCGGCCCACCACGCGCACCACCAGGGCUACUCCCACCACGCUCUGCAGGCCGCACAUCACCACCACCAGCAACAACAACAUCAUCAGCAACAACAGCAGCAGCAACAGCAACAGCAACAGCAGCAGCACCAUCAUCAGACAAAUGCUGCAGCUGCGGCG